Cydia amplana is the source of this 411-nucleotide messenger RNA. Its product is annotated as INO80 complex subunit C. NCBI's taxonomy places the organism in Eukaryota, Metazoa, Arthropoda, Insecta, Lepidoptera, Tortricidae. The record is from RefSeq and is a predicted model, not a curated record. Gene Ontology annotation, cellular component: Ino80 complex. Gene Ontology annotation, biological process: chromatin remodeling. Bases 42 to 389 code for a protein of 115 amino acids. The transcript has 2 exons.
UUAAUCGAAAUUAUAAGAAUUAACAAUAUUCUGUUUAAAUCAUGACUACUAAUGCAGAUAAAGUGUACUGCUUUAAAACAGAAAACAAAUUCUUAGUUAAGAGUGGCUGUAAAAAGCGUAUGUGGAGAUCUUUGAAACAAAUUCUUACAGCAGAACGAGCUUUACCAUGGCCAAACGAUAUUGUACUGUAUUAUUCAAUAAAUGCUCCACCGACAUUCAAGCCAACUAAGAAGUACUCAGAUAUCUCGGGCCUCCCCGCUCCCUACAUGGACCGCCAUUCCAAACUGUACUACAGCAAUGCGGAGGAAUUUGCAACGGUCAGGAGUUUACCCAUGGACAUAACCGCCGGCUACUUGCAGUUAAGAGGAGCGAACACUAUUGUUGGAUAAGACCUGAAUCUAUUCUAGACAC